AUGGUGGUCCGUAAACGUCGUCAACCCAAAAAAGAGGUGGAUCUUACUUCCGACACCGAGGAGAGCACUGUAACCAGCACCGUCGCCACCGACGAGACCGCCAGCAGUGUGGAUGGAACGCAGGAGACGGCCGAAGAAACCGGCGAAUCCGACGAAUUCGUCGUCAAAGACGCGCUGUAUCAACUGGUCUUGGAGGUGUAUCGGAUUGUUACGACGUAUGUUUGAAAAGGGGGAAAAUUUGAGGCCGAAGCUCGGGCGCAGGUCGGGAAAAUUUUGGAAAUUUUUUUUUCGAAAAUUUUAAAUUUUUAUGCAAAUUUGGUCUGGAAAAAAUUAUUUUUAUGUUGAAAAAAAUAAAAAUCGAUCCGUAGAUAGUAACCGAAAAUUUUUAUAACAAAAAUCGAAAAAAAAUAAAAAAAUUUUUUUUAUUUUUCCGUCUAAAAAUUUUGGUGGUUUCUGCAAAGCACAAGCUAAAAAAUCGCGUACAGGCUUUAAAAAUUCCCAAUAGAAUCGUUCCUCAAGUUUCAGGAAGUUUAAAAUGAAAAUUUUAAAAUUUUUGGUCCCGACGCGAAAACUUGAAACUUCGAAAAAAGUAAAAAUUUCAAUCUAAAAACAACAAUUUUUUGGCUUAGAAGCAGAAAAACCCCCGAUUUUGAUCUUUUUUCUGAAUUAAAAAAAUUCAAAUUUUGGGUCCCGACACGAAAACUUGAAACUUGGAAAUAAAAAUAAAACUUUGCGUCUAAAAACUACAAUUUUCGGCCCAUAAGCAGAAAAACCGCCCAAUUUUGAAGUUUUUUUCUGAAUUAAAAAAUUCAAAUUUUGGGUCCCAACACGAAAACAAUAAAAUUUUCAAAAAAUAAAAAAUUUUUGCUAAAAGUAGUUUUUUGGUCAUUUUUGGCUACGAAAAUGUAAAAGGGACCUCUAAAAAUUUUACAAAAUUGUAUUUUCAGCCCUUCCAUUCGUCUGAUCAUCGCCAUCCUGCAAUAUCUCGCUAUGAUGACCUACCUUUUCCGCAGCCGAAUCGAAGAGAACCCUCUGGGCCAAGUGUACCUGGAACAAGUGGAGUUUAUGAAGUCCACGAUGAUUCAAGUUUUUUGGCCCGGAAAUGAUUUGGGAAUCUAUGAGAGGACCCUCGGACCUUAUUAUAACACCACCAAGAAUGAGAUUUUCCAAUCUUUUGAUGAUUUAGUGUAAGUUGGGCGCUGAAAAUGUAUACCAAUUUUUUUCAAUCUUGACCUAGGAAUUCCUUUUUUACACCAAAAUUACCACUAAAAAUGUUUAAAUUAAGUUGUCAUUUUGUGACACGUUGCAACGACAGCAGUUUUGGUUUUUUCAGCACUAAUAUGACCGGCCAAUCUCCAUGGACUUUUAUCCUCGAAAAUUGGGCAACCAUCCUGCGCGCUGUCGUGUUUGUCUUCGAGGGCUGGUUUUACUCCUUUGCGAUUGCGAUUGCCAAAUUGCCUGCCGCCAUUUUCAUCACGUUUGGUCUGUAUCCACAUCGGUUUGCCUCUAGGGUAAGUGAGUUUUGGAGUUUUAUAAAAAAGCGUCAUAAUGACGGAUUUUUUGGAAUUUGAAAAAUUGCUGGUGAAAACUUAUGACAGAAUGACAUUUUUGAGAUUUAUUGUUUAGCGUGGAAUUUUUCAAAAUCCAUCAUGAUGACACAUUUUUCGGAAAUUAUGUCAUCAUGACGGAUUUUUUGAAGUUUGAAAAAUUGCUGAUGAAAACUUGGGUAUGACGUUUUUGAGAUCUUUCGUUGAGCGUAGAAUCUUUCAAAAAAAACAGUCAUGAUGACACAUUUUUUGGAAAUUUUGUCAUUAUGACGCAUUUUUUGGAAAAAUGUUUUAUGACCAGAAAAAAGCUGUGUUAGUGUUUUUAGGCGUUUUGUAGCUAAAAAAUAGUCCAAAAAUACGUCAUCAUGGCAUGAUGACGUGUUUUUUGGAAGGAUAAAGAACAUGUGUUUUUUUAUUUUUCUUUUGUUCAGUAAGAUUUUUCAGAGCCUCUCCUUUGAUGUGCUCAAGUCUUUGAUCAUUUUGGCGGCCAUGAUUACCGUUUCUUUGCCGCUCGGACUCAUCGAAGUGGCUUACAUUGUACUUGCUUUGAUGGGUGUGGAUUGGUUUGGAUUGGCGGUGACUACGCUCCUUGGCAUACAUUUGGCUGCCUCUUCUCAGGUUGGUUGAGAUUUUGAGUUAAUUUUGUCAUCAUGACAUGUUUUUUGGAAAUUUUCCGAGAGAUGUCAUCAUGACGAUUUUUUUUUGGAAAAGGGGUUAACUAAUUUUUUUUGAGCCUUGGCAUAUAUUUUGUGUCGACAUUGCCGAAAAUUAUGUCACUAUGACCUAUUUUUUCGAAUUUUUCAAAAAAUUAGUCAUGAUGACACCUUUUUUUAGAAAAUGAUUUUUCCACGUUUUAGAUGGUCUGGAAUCUCCUCGCGACUGCCAGCUCGGAACAAAUUGACGUUAUCUUCUCGUUCACCAACCCUUUUUUGACCAAAGAUUCCGUGGAAUACCUAAAGUCAGUGCUCAAUUCUGCCAAAGAAAAUUCAUGGCUUCCGAAUCCAGAAAAUACGGAAUUCAUCCCGGAAACAAUCAAGAAUUCCCUGAUCUUCACUGUAAUCCUGGUGGUGGGAAGAUUCUCGCUGAAUCGUCUGACCGCGCGCUACAGAAUUGUGAACAGAGUCCACGGCGAAAAUGUGGAAAAUCACGAUGCGCAAUGCGAAUGUGUGCAGGAGUCUGACGCUUGA
Molecule: messenger RNA, 2734 nt
Organism: Bursaphelenchus xylophilus (pine wood nematode)
Lineage: Eukaryota; Metazoa; Nematoda; Chromadorea; Rhabditida; Aphelenchoididae
Source: the annotation of a GenBank genome assembly